Vigna radiata var. radiata (mung bean) is the source of this 1994-nucleotide messenger RNA. Its product is annotated as probable xyloglucan galactosyltransferase GT14. The transcript has a single exon. Bases 253 to 1683 code for a protein of 476 amino acids. The record is from RefSeq and is a predicted model, not a curated record. Lineage: Eukaryota; Viridiplantae; Streptophyta; Magnoliopsida; Fabales; Fabaceae. Gene Ontology annotation, molecular function: glycosyltransferase activity.
GCUAAGAGUUAGGUAUUGCCUUUGGCGCCGACAAGGUAACGGACGUUUGGUGUUCCGUGAGGCUGUGUUGAUUGUACGAUACGAAGUAAAGUCUUUAAAUUUGAUGAUGUGGUCUUAAUGACAACUGAAAAAGCUGAAGUUAGUUUUGAGUUUAUUUUGUAGGCAUGUAUCUGAAGAUUAGGAGCAUGAGCAGCUAAGCUUCGAAAUCCAACUUCACUGCUACAUGCACAUCAUACUUGAAUCGAAGAUCAGAUGGAAAAAUCAGCCCUGAUCUUCAGAGGUUGCUACGACAACCACCACUUCUGCCUUGCUAUUCUCUUCUCCUUUCUCUUCUGCACUUUAUUCCUAUCAUUUCGUGCUCCCAAUAAGGCACUCACAUUCAAACACCUGAACCCAGCCACCACCACUGAUCCCUGCUUUGGCCGCUAUGUUUAUAUCCACCAACUCCCUUCCCGCUUCAACGAUGACUUGCUUCACAAUUGCCACACCCUUACCAGAGGCACUGAUAAACCCAACAUGUGCCCGUAUAUGCAAAACAUGGGCUUGGGUCCUCAGAUUCUUACCUCUCAAGGGGUUUUAACCAACAACACUUGGUAUGCCACCAACCAAUUCUUGCUGGAGGUCAUUUUUCAUAACAGGAUGACCAAAUAUGCUUGCUUGACCAACGAUUCCUCCGUCGCCUCUGCAAUCUUUGUCCCCUUUUAUGCUGGUCUUGACGUUAGCCGUUUCCUUUGGCUCUCUAAUCUCACUCACAGAGAUUCCUCCGGUCGAGAUCUUCUUCAAUGGCUUGCAAACAGACCCGAGUGGAAGAAAAUGUGGGGCAGAGACCAUUUCCUUAUUUCUGGGAGGAUUGCUUGGGAUUUCAGGAGACAGCGCGACGAGGAGUCCUAUUGGGGUAGCAAGUUCAGAUUUCUUCCUGAAUCCAUGAACAUGUCCAUGUUAGCAGUCGAAGCUAGUUCGUGGAAUAACGACUACGCUAUACCCUACCCAACUUCUUUCCAUCCCUCGGAUGACACUCAAGUUCUGCAAUGGCAGAAAAAAAUCAGACAUCAAAAGCGGCCCUACUUGUUUACUUUCACCGGAGCUCCAAGGCCCGAGCUUGAAGGCUCUAUCAGGGGUAAGAUCAUAGACCAGUGUCGAGCUUCGAGUGUUUGCAAAUUCGUGGACUGCAGCUAUGGUGUGGAGAGAUGUGACGACCCUGUCAAUGUUAUAAAGGUGUUUCGAAGUUCUGUGUUCUGUUUGCAGCCUCAAGGUGACUCGUACACCAGAAGGUCCAUUUUUGAUUCUAUGUUGGCCGGUUGUAUUCCCGUUUUCUUUCAUCCGGGCACUGCUUAUUCACAGUACAAGUGGCAUUUGCCUAGGAACAGGACAGGGUACUCUGUAUAUAUACCGGUGAAGGAUGUAAAACAAUGGAAUACCAGUGUGGAAGAGGUGUUGCUGGGAAUCUCAGAGAGUGAGGUCUUAGCAAUGAGGGAGGAGGUUAUAAAGGUGAUUCCAAAUAUUAUUUAUGCGGAUCCAAGGUCUAAGUUAGAUUUCUUCGAAGACGCGUUUGAUUUAGCAGUAAAAGGAAUGCUUGAAAGAAUAGAGAAGGUGAGGGAGGCAACAAGGAGAGGGAGAGAUCCCAGCAUUGGUUUUGCAGACGAAGACCAUUAUAAGUAUACAUUUUCACAAAGUUACAGCUAAAUGAAGACAUGUAUUACGUGACAUGCCGUUUCAUGAUAUCAGUAAUGCCGGAAAGAUAAAAAUUUUGUUUUUGGUUGCUCUGGCUUUUCUUAUUUGUCCAUGAAGCUUGCUUCUUGACUUGGAAAGAAGGAAAUCCGGUGACAGUGAUUACAAGUGAAUGAAAAUGUAUGUAACUUUCAGGAAGAAAGAGAGGCAACAAAAGUACUUGUACGAUUUAAUGCCACCAAGCAACCAUAUAGCAGUGAAAACAUUAUUAUCAUUGGCUUGUUACUUAUAACUUACAAGUAAAAAUAUCCAUUCUACAAUAAGAA